Nylanderia fulva is the source of this 1111-nucleotide messenger RNA. Lineage: Eukaryota; Metazoa; Arthropoda; Insecta; Hymenoptera; Formicidae. The record is from RefSeq and is a predicted model, not a curated record.
AGCGUCAGUCAACCUUUCGUGGUCUUUCGAACCAUAUCGUGGUAGACAUAUCGUGGUAGAUAUAAUAAUUGUAAUAAAGCGUGUGUGAAUAUUACAUUCCUUCAACAUUGCGCAUAUUGCUAAAGCAUUUAUUUGUUGCAGUUAAUUUAGAAAAAAAUAUAAUUUUACUUAAAUAUAAUUUUUCCAAUAUAAUUUUCCAAUUAGGCUACUGCUCCGAAAUAUUGGUUGGGUAGGUGCUCCGCAUUUCCAGAUAAUAGGCGACCGACCAUUUUUUCAAAAAUUGUCAUGUUUGCAUCUACAUGAUGUACGGUUAAGGGCAACCUUUAACAUUUCUAUAAGAUGUGAUAGUUGCGCGGCAUUGUCAAAUAUGCCAUUGCAAAAUACGAAAUUAGAUAUGCACAAUAUGUUAUGGAUACAUAACGAAACCACACCUGUCAUGUGGACUGAUCAUGCAACAAUAAUUGUGUCUAAUUGCCUAUUCCAUAUUGAUAACGAAAUCAUUAAAAUGUGGACCAGAAUUGAUGCUGUAUUGGACAUGGAAUUUUCAAAUAAUGUAGCUACAAAUAUCACGUUAUUCUUUAACAAUAAAUGAAACAUUCAAACAAUAUUUCGAUGGUGUCUCAUGUUGCAAUUCCAAAUUUCCAUGACAAAGGCACAAUAGUUUUUGGACUUGUUUUCUAUAGGGAAACAGAUAUCAUCUACGAUAUAAAUUUAUAUUUUAUUGCUCACAAAAUCGAAGUAGCUCAAUUAGUAGGACGUAAAGUGACACAACAAUGGUUUAAUAACAUGAUGAACAAUCCGUCAGUGUCUGAUUUUUGGUUUAAAAAAGGUCUUACUACAUUGCUUGCAACGUAUGCUGUUAAUAAGGUGUAUCCAGUUUAUCGAAUAAUAAAUUUAUUUGUUGUUCAAAAUCAACAUUACUCUUUUAAUUUAGAUGGUGAUUAUCAUAUGUGGCCUUCUACUUCACAAGAGAACAGUUUAUUGAAAAUUCGCCAAUCAAUCAGAGCGCCUUUUAUACUGCGCAUGAUGGAUCACGCCUUCACUAAAAAAAUAUUUUGGAAAGGAAUUCGCUCAUAAAUAAAUAGCACGAAAGAAUAAAUAACAUAUUAUA